Molecule: messenger RNA, 1600 nt
Organism: Triticum aestivum (bread wheat)
Lineage: Eukaryota; Viridiplantae; Streptophyta; Magnoliopsida; Poales; Poaceae
Product: BTB/POZ and MATH domain-containing protein 3-like
Exons: 1
Coding region: 330-1385 (351 amino acids)
Biological process (GO): protein ubiquitination
Molecular function (GO): protein binding
Source: RefSeq, a predicted model, not a curated record
GAAAAGAAAAAAAAAACUCGCCAGCCCUCUCUCUGCUGUCCGCUCCACAGCUUCCGCCGCCACCCUUCCCGUUCCCCUCCGCCACCGCUGCCGCGCUCCGCUUCUCCCCCCACGGCACUAGCUCCCGCCGUCGAGCUCCACCCUCCUCCAAUCCCCGCCCCGGGCUCUGCUCCCCCCCAGUGCCACCACCUCCAAUCCAUAGCGCCGGCGGCGGCGGCGCUUCCGGCGACAUCACUGGACAGCGGCGAGUAUGAAUAUAUAUAGGUAGAGGGAACAAACUAAUCGUUCCUCUGGACAAACUUCCAUCUUACUCCAAGCCCACCUCCAGAAUGGCAGAGCAAUGCAAGAUUUCUGCUGCCAUGGUAUCUGAGGAAAGGUCGUACGUGCUCAAGGUAGAUGGAUACUCCAGAGCCAAAGCUCUACUCAAGAGCGGCCAGUGCGUGAAUUCUGACCUUUUCAGUGUUGGAGGCCACGACUGGGCCGUGGGAUAUUACCCAAACGGUGACGAUGAUGAUUGUACCGAUUUCAUAUCUCUUUUUCUAAGUUUUGAAUCUGCCGUCGCUGAAGAUGUGAAGGCGAAAUUCACGUUCAGUGUACUUGACGAGAAUGGAGAACCGGUGCCUUCAUACAGCCAUACGUUCCCUUUGGAUACCUUCUUAAGCAAAGGUGAUAACUUGGGUUGCCGUAACUUCAUCAAGAAGGCUGAUCUGGAGGCAUCGGCGCAUAUAAGAGACGACAGUCUUACCAUCAAGUGCGAUCUCACCGUCAUCCACGACGAAGAAACAAUUGUUCCUCCAAGCAACCUGCACCAGCAUCUUGGUGACCUCCUAAACAGCAAGGAUGCAGCAGACCUAACCUUUCAGGUCGGUGGACAGAGUUUCUCGGCCCAUAGAUGUGUCCUCGCUGCUCGGUCAUCAGUCUUCAAGGUGGAGCUCCUCGGCCCCAUGGAGGAGAGUUAUGCAGCUAGCCCUAUUGAAAUCCGUGACAUGGAAGCAGAUGUGUUCAAGUCGUUGCUCCAUUUCAUAUACACCGACACAGUUGCUCCUGUGCUGGAUGUGGUGAUGGCCGGCCAUCUACUUGUUGCGGCUGACAGAUACAACAUUGGCAAGCUGAAGAUGAUAUGCGAGGAGAAAUUGUGCAGUCACAUUGAUUCCGGCAUGGUGGCAACUAGUUUGGCAUUGGCCGAGCAGCAUGGUUUCCAUGCUCUCAAAAAAGCUUGUUUAAAGUUCCUUGCUUCUCCGUCCAAUUUGGAGGCGAUGAUGGUGAGUGAUGGGUAUGAGCAUCUGAAAUCUAGUUGCCCAUAUGUUUUCAAGGAGCUUGUAGCUGGAAUCCUCCCGGCUGAACUGAAAGCAGCAAAGGAUAUUAUCAUGACAAUGUGGAGGUAACGCCUACAGAACUAGGAUCAUACAUGUCAUCCAAAUUUUCGUAUUAUUGGUUAUGCUACUUCUCCAUGUAUGGUUGCUAGUGUAUUUCUGAACAAAAUUGUUGGUAUUAAUCAUUCAAUCUAAUAUAUGUUCAGGUGAGUAGAAUUGUUAUGAUACUUCUUGUCACCGUUGCCCUAUUUUGUAGCGACUGACUACCAUGCUAGGUUGCAUGGGUC